AUGACAUCCAACUACAGCAACUUCACUGCCAAUGUUGAUUGUCUCGUCACACCGAAGGUGACUGGUACCAUUCCGUCGGCAAAUGUUAGAGUGGAUUCCUGGCAUAUUACAUCCGGUGUACUGUUGGCCGAUGCUUCAUUCAACCGUCUACGAGAAGUGGAAAUGCUGAUUGGUGCCGAACAUUUCUUCAACAUUCUGAAGCAAGGCCAAAUCAAACUUGCCGAUCACCUGCCUACCUUGUACGAAACACAGUUCGGAUGGGUCGUGGCUGGGUCGUACGAGGAAAUGCAAGAAGAUUCUUCAGUAUGUGUCAACCUUGCUGUAACCGAUGGAUUGGAAGCAUGCUUGCAGCGGUUUUUCGACCAAGAGGAAAUCGCUGAACCAACAAUGAUGACGAGUGAAGAAGAACGUUUCGAAGAACACUUUCAACGGACUUAUCGUCGUAAUGAAGAUGGACGAUUUGUUGUCCAGCUGCCAUUCCGUGAAUCAGUGGACCAGUUGAAAGGUUACAGAUCCCUGACGUUGAAACGAUUCCUGUUGUUGGAGAAAAUAUUGGCGCGAGAUCCUGACCUGAAGGCUCAGUAUGCGAAGUUCAUCGACGAAUAUCAAUCGUUGGGUCACUGCCGUGAAGUGAGGGAGGAAGAAGAUCCUCCUGGUCUACAAUCGUACUAUCUGCCGCAUCACUGUGUCUUCAAGCCAUCCAGUAGCAGCACAAAGUUUCGUGUUGUGUUUGACGCAACAACCAAAGCGAGUAAACUGUCCCUGCAUGACGUACUAAUGACUGGAACCAGCAGCCAAAGUGACCUGUUCAGCAUCGUACUACGUUUUCGAACCCAUACCUACGUUUUCACCGUAGACGUAUCCAAAAUGUACCGACAAAUUCUCGUUGAUCCCUCCCAGACUCAGUACCAGAGAAUCUUCUGGCGAGGACACCUGUCGGAAGUACUGAAAGCCUUGGAGUUAUUGACCGUUACCUACGCUAGCCCGGACGAGAGUGAGGAUUAUCCAACCAAGAAGUUACGUCGUGAUUUGGAGGAGUUGAUGCUGAAAGGUGGAUUUCCAAUUCGAAAGUGGUGUUCAAACUCAGAAGAUGUGCUUGAAGGAAUUCCUGAAGGAAAUCAAGAGACCCUAGUGCCCAUCCAGGACUCCAGCGCAAAUGAAGUAAUCAAGGCUUUGGGACUUCUGUGGGAUCCAAAGAAAGACCUGUUCCUGUUCUUCAAGUCGUCUGAACCAACGGAUAACGUAGACAAACCAACGAAGCGGCGUGUCCUGUCCCAAAUAGCGAAGUUAUUUGAUCCAUUGGGAUUAGUGUCACCAGUGAUCGUCGAAGCAAAGAUGAUCUUGCAGUGCCUGUGGGCUACCAACCUUGGAUGGGAUGAACCUAUGGAAGGUGAGUUACUCCAGCGAUGGACAGAGUUCCAGACAUCAUUGAGCCACCUCAACAAUUUCAAGACUCCAAGAUGCGUUGUGGUUCCUGAUACGGAAACAAUGGAGAUUCAUGGUUUCGCUGAUUUCUCCAAAUGUGCGUAUGGCGCAUGUAUUUACCUUCGCUGCAUUCGUAAAGACGGGUCAACAGUGUCUAAUCUUUUAUGCAGUAAAUCCAAGGUAGCUCCCCUUCGUGAGUUGACCAUCCCUCGACUAGAGUUGUGUGCCGCUCAACUGUUAGCCAAGCUGGUGGAUAAGGUGAUCCCGACGUUAAAACUGGAGAUCCGCAAAAUCAGAUUGUGGUCCGAUAGUCAAAUAGCCUUGGCUUGGAUAAGGAAACCUUUGGAUGGGCUGCAAGUCUUCAUUCGCAACCGAGUGGCUGAAAUCAACAAACUGACCAAACACUGCCGCUGGAGCUACGUCAAUACGGAUGAAAACCCGGCGGACAUCGUAUCCCGAGGAAUGAAACCAACCCUGUUAAACAAAUGUCAGCUGUGGUGGAACGGUCCAGUUUUUCUUCGUGAAGUCAGCUAUAGGAUGGAGCCAAUAGAAGAGAUUCCCGACGACCUGAUUCCUGAACUAAAAACUGUGGUCAUCGCAAACCCGAUAGUGAAGAAACUCGAUACUAGCUUUGAACGGUUCGAUUCAUUCUACAAACUGCAGCGUGUUUACGCUCACAUAGCACGCCUCGUUCGCCGUGUGCAAACUCCUAAGGAUAAGCGAGAUUCCUGUGGACGAUUGACCGUGCAGGACAUGCGUAAGGCGACAAGUUACAUCAUCCGUGUUCUUCAACAAAACGAACUACAUGAGGAGAUCCAGUGUGUCCAACAUGGUGAAAUUCCAAGGCGUCUGGCCGCAUUGCAACCAUUCAUAGACAAGGACGGUUUCCUACGAGUCGGUGGACGUCUACAAAAUUCGAAAUUGUCCUUUGACGCCAAACAUCAACUGAUGCUUCCACCAAAACAUCGAGUAACGGAGUUGCUUAUCAAGAAAAUUCACGAAGAACGACUCCACGAAGGCCAGUCCGGAGUAUUGGCAGCAAUUCGUCAGAGAUUUUGGCUCAUCAACGCCCGUUCAACCAUCCGCAAGGUAAUCCAUAAUUGCAUGAGAUGUUUUCGUAUGAAGCCAAGGAUGAUCCAACCACUAAUGGGGAAUCUUCCUGAAUCCCGAGUGAACAUUGCCGCACCAUUCGAACUGACUGGCGUCGACUACGCUGGGCCAGUUUUCGUGAAGGAAGGUAAACGUAAGACAAUGGUCGUGAAGGCAUACAUCGCUUUAUUUGUGUGCGUAGUAUCAAAGGCGGUUCACCUUGAACUUGUGUCAGACCUAACAUCGGAGGCAUUCCUGGCCGCACUAGACCGGUUUGUGAAUCGACGGGGCAUAGUGCGGAAAAUAUUCUCGGACAACGGAACAAAUUUCGUUGGUGCAUUCAAGGAGUUACGCCAGCUACGUGCCUUGUUCAAUGAUGAGCUCGAAAAGGAUAAAAUCAACAAUUUCCUGCUACGUCGAGAAGUGGAAUGGGAAUUCAUCCCACCGAGAUCACCGAACUUCGGAGGAUUGUGGGAGGCUGGAGUAAAGGUGGUAAAAUUGCAUUUGGCAAAAACCGAUAUCUCCGGCUCAUCUCAUGCUUGGAAGACCACUGGAACCGAUACUCAAACCAUCAUACGAGGACGUUUCUAUCAAUCGUCUGACAAGAUGGCAGUAUCUGAAUCAGCUGCGGGACCAUUUUUGGAAAAGGUGGUCUCGAGAGUACCUGUCAACACUACAAUCAAGAGCGAAGUGGACCAAGAAACAAUCCAAUAUCGACGUCGACACAGUUGUUCUAUUGGCAGAGGACAACCAACCAGUGCAAACAUGGAAACUAGCAAGAAUCGUCGCAGUUCAUCCAGGGAAGGACGGUAUCGGGCGAGUUGCUGA
Messenger RNA from Ochlerotatus camptorhynchus, 3342 nucleotides. RefSeq lists its product as uncharacterized. The record is from RefSeq and is a predicted model, not a curated record. Gene Ontology annotation, molecular function: nucleic acid binding. The coding region runs from base 1 to 3342 and encodes 1113 amino acids. The transcript has 2 exons. Gene Ontology annotation, biological process: DNA integration. NCBI's taxonomy places the organism in Eukaryota, Metazoa, Arthropoda, Insecta, Diptera, Culicidae.